Molecule: messenger RNA, 830 nt
Organism: Larimichthys crocea (large yellow croaker)
Lineage: Eukaryota; Metazoa; Chordata; Actinopteri; Sciaenidae
Product: apolipoprotein M
Exons: 7
Coding region: 99-671 (190 amino acids)
Biological process (GO): cholesterol efflux; high-density lipoprotein particle remodeling; high-density lipoprotein particle assembly
Cellular component (GO): very-low-density lipoprotein particle; low-density lipoprotein particle; high-density lipoprotein particle
Molecular function (GO): phospholipid binding; lipid carrier activity
Source: RefSeq, a predicted model, not a curated record
UGACUUGUUGGACAUGCCUUGUAGUGUAUUUUCUAUCUCGGAGGAUUAACAGACAUUUUCAUCAGGUGGAUUGCAGUUUUACCUCUCAGGUUGCAGAUAUGUUGAAGGAAAUGUUGUCAUAUUUUAUCUCUUUAUCUUUCUUGUUGUAUCAUGCCAUUUUCCCGUGCUCAUUUCCUGAGGAGUUGCUUGUCAAGUCUGUCGACCAUCAGCUGUAUCUGGGUAAAUGGUAUUUUAAAGCAGCAGUGAGUCACAGAGAGGCGGACAUCCAGAAUUUCAAAGCAGUGGACAACGUUUGGUUCACCUUGGAGAAGACGGACAAUGACACACUGCUGCUGACCGGACAUGUUCGCAUAGGAGACAACUGCGUGAAUCAGACAUGGACCUAUCAUGUACGUCCUGAGAGGGAUGAUAUGGAGCUGGAAGGAAAGGCAGAGCGGAGAAACCUGCUCUGGAGUGGCAAGUGGGCCAACUGCCCCGAGUGCAUCAUUUUUCAAGAAAUAGAGCCACCCCUAAAGCCUACAGACACAGUCGACUCCCUCGACAGACUCAUGCUGUAUGCUCGCCAGAGUGACGUCGACUCGGAGGUGGUGACAACAUUUCUGAAAAACGCAGCUUGUCAUAACAAGUUGGCAACUGUCCAACCUCCUGAAGAGAAAGAGUUUUGCACCUAAAUAUUAACACUGAGGAUGUUGCUGGAGGCAUGGACAGCCUGGAUGAUCAUAAGAUUAAUUCAUUUUUUCCCUCUGUGAACAGUGAAACAUUUUGCAAUACACUAAGAAUGAGUGCCAACAUUUUUUCAAACAUUAAAUCACAUACUAAAAACACAGUGA